UUUCACCUAUUUUCGUUUUCCAACACUGCACGCUUUUCCUUUCAAAUUUUCGGUAAAACAUCUUUUCACCCCUAUCAAUAUUCUUCCACGUCUCGCUUUUCACUUUCCGCAAUACCAUUUUCCGUUUGACAGAGGUGUUAGUUGUGCUCAUAUUUAUCGCGUGUAUUUCGAUUUUCGUAAAAUAUUCCUCCGGAAAUACAAACGUGAUGCCGUUCGCAUAAAUAAAAUUAGAACUGUAUGAAUUUAAGGAAAAGUCACAAGUGUUUUAUACAGUUGAAAUAUAUUCGCUUCUCGUUGAUUCUAUAAAUAAACGAAAUUGAAUUAAACUAAACAGCAGCACAUCUAACCUAAAAAGUACACAACUAGUGGUUGUUGGUGGCCGAAACUGUGUCAAUGGGCGAUGCUCUCGGUCCCUUACCCUUGGCAUUAUGGGAAGUGAAUGAAAGCUGAAGAAAUGCGAAAAUAGGGCAGAAAACGGUAUAUAAAUGCAUUGAAUAGGCGUAGCAAAACAAAAAUAAAAGCACCCGGCGUUAUUGUGGUGCUCACAUUGGCGAUCGUCAUAAUAACACAAAGUACUCAACAGAAGUCAGAUUCGUAGUUGCUACAAAAACAAAAACCAUAGGCACGAAAUAGAAUCAAUUGCACGUUUGAUAUUAGUAAAAGUCGAGCUAACAGUGAAUAUUGUCGAGCACGAAAGUUGUCAGUCUUAUCGUGACACUCGAACCAAACGCAAGUGAUUAAAGUAGCAAAGAAGUUAGAUUCGUAGUUACUUUAUGAUAGUUCGACAACAUGCGCGCCUCUAACGACUUACAAUCGCCAACCAGCGAAAUGGUGUUAUUGACACCCGCUAGUGAAACGGCGCCCAGUGUUACAACGGAAAAUGCUACCGGUGCGGGCAUUGGCAAUGGCGGUGUUGGUGGACAACGUGAAGGAUCCGCCGAAUCAAAUACCAGUGCAGUGCGCAUGAAGAAACAAUUGGGAUUAUUGGAAGGCGUUGCUAUCAUUUUGGGCAUAAUAUUUGGUUCGGGCAUUUUCAUAUCGCCAAAAGGUGUGAUACGCGAAGUGGAAGCGGUUGGCACCUCGCUCAUUAUUUGGGUGUUAUGCGGCCUGUUGUCGAUGAUUGGUGCGCUCUGUUAUGCCGAAUUGGGCACCGCGAUACCAAAAUCUGGCGGUGAUUAUGCAUAUAUACUGGAAGCGUACGGCUCGUUACCCGCUUUUCUCUACCUCUGGGAUGCAAUGAUGAUAUUUGUCCCUACAACGAAUGCCAUUAUGGGUCUCACAUUCGCCUCGUAUGUGCUGCAGCCCUUCUUCGACAAUGAGUGCAGCAUACCGCAGGGUGCACUACAACUUCUAGCCGCUGUGACCAUCUGCUUCCUUACCUACCUCAAUUCGUGUUAUAUGAAAAUUACAACGAAAAUGCAAAAUGUAAUUAUGUUCACUAAAAUCGCCGCUUUGGUGCUAAUUAUCAUUGUGGGCGUGGUCUGGAUGUGUUUCGGUCACAUGCAGAACUUUGAUAAACCCUUCGAGAACACACAGACCGAUCCAGGCAAGUUGUCGGUUGCCUUCUACUCGGGCAUUUUUUCGUAUGCCGGUUGGAAUUAUUUGAAUUUCAUGACAGAGGAACUGCGUGACCCAUAUAAGAAUCUGCCACGCGCUAUUUACAUUUCAUUGCCAUUGGUCACCGCUAUUUAUGUGCUUGCUAACAUGGCUUACUUGGCGGUGUUGUCGCCGGCGGAAAUGAUUGCCUCCGAUGCCAUAGCAGUGUCCUUUGGCAAUCGUGUGCUGGGUCUCUUUUCUUUCAUCAUACCCAUUAUGGUGGCGAUAUCAGCUUUCGGCGGACUCUCCGUGCAUAUAAUGACUUCGUCUCGCAUGUGUUUUGUGGGCGCGCGUAACGGUCACAUGCCAGCGAUCUUGUCGAACAUAAGUGUGAAGCAAUUUACGCCAGUGCCAUCGCUUGUCUUUUUGUGCAUUUUGUCUAUUAUAAUGCUCGUCGUGAGCGAUGUUUAUGUGCUCAUCACUUACAGCAGCAUAGUGGAGUCGUUUUUCAUAAUGCUUUCGGUGUCGGCGGUGCUGUAUUUCCGCUAUACCCGCCCCGAUAUGGAACGCCCAAUUAAGGUUUCACUUUGGAUACCGGCGGUGUUUGUUGUGAUAUGUGCCUUUCUGGUGGUGGUGCCUGUGUACGUAGCCCCCUACGAAGUUGGUAUGGGUGUGCUGAUAACAGUUAUAGGCGUGCCGUUCUACUAUGUUGGCGUUGUGUGGAAAAAUAAGCCAAAGCUUUUACAGAGUGCAAUUAACCAUUUCACCUACGCGUGCCAAAAAAUGUUUAUGACAGCCAAAGAGGAGAAAUAUGAAUAAUUCCUAUGUUAGAUAAAUACAAUAAUCUUCAAUUAAUUAUAAACCAUUGCUUAUUUAUUGCUAUUUUCUGUUGCUUGAUUUAUAAUUUAUUUUCCAAAAAUUAAUACUCAUUAUUUAACCGUUUUGUAUGUAUGUAAUUCUGUACAUAUAGUGUAGGCAAAUACGAGUAAUUUAUGGUACACGAUAUAAAGUUGUAGAAUUAUGCAAAUAUUUUAAUGCUGUCAAUAUGCUGCUAUUGUUUUCACAGCUUGCAUUUUAUUAUGUCGUUUUAAAGUUUUGCAUUAUUUGUAUUAAGUGUCACAAAAACCGUUUAAUUUAAGAGGAAGCAUAUCAGACCUCAAAUACUUACGAGUCAAAUGUGUUUCUCUUGUUCAUAAAACCAAUUUAAUGCGUUGAGUGCUUUGAGACUAACAUUUACAUUACUUUUAUUCGAAAAAUCUAACAGUAGUUAUGCGCAAAAUUAUAUUUUAUAUUUUAAAUAGAUUGCAGUUCUUUUGUUGUUCUUUACUUUUAAUGUUUUCUUCGAACUUUAAAAUUUAUGUUCGAACGUCAAAAAAAAUUCACCGAAUAUAUUAAAAUUUAUUACGAAUCCCUUAGUAAAUUUGUCUUCACUUAACUUAAAAAAUUUAUUUUAUAUUUUAACACAUUUAAUAUUAUUUGUUUUUUACUUUGAACAUUUAAAUUUAUGUCCGAGGGUCAAAAACUUCCACUAAAAAAUAUUAAAUUUUAUUAAGAAUCGAUGGAAGAAACAUGUCUUCUUUGAAGUUAUAUUGACACAGUUGACUUAGUGUAAGGGCAUUUAUUAUUAAAAAAUGUAUAGCAAAUACUAAAAAAUUUUGUACUGCUUUAGUAAUACAUUUCGGUUAUAAUAAAAUUACUUACAGAUAUACAUAGAGUACAAAUAAUAUUCAUGCCAAAAAUUAACCAAUAAUGUCAACAAGUCAUUCAUACACUUUUUUAAUAGAAAUAUAAUUACUUUUAAGUUAUAAAAUAUUAAAAAAAAAACAUUUUUAAUUAACAAUUCAUGGCAUUUGUUUUAUUUUAUUAAAUAAAAUUUAUUAAUUUCAGAAAACGAAAUUUCGCAUAGUUUUUUUUAGUUGAAGAGCGGGUUCAUUUCAUUAAUUUGAUAAAAAAAUUAAAUUCUUACUUUACCACUAAUAUAUUGUAAC
Molecule: messenger RNA, 3524 nt
Organism: Zeugodacus cucurbitae (melon fly)
Lineage: Eukaryota; Metazoa; Arthropoda; Insecta; Diptera; Tephritidae
Gene: gb
Product: Y+L amino acid transporter 2
Exons: 7
Coding region: 790-2355 (521 amino acids)
Biological process (GO): amino acid transmembrane transport
Cellular component (GO): membrane
Molecular function (GO): L-amino acid transmembrane transporter activity
Source: RefSeq, a predicted model, not a curated record